Messenger RNA from Astyanax mexicanus (Mexican tetra), 1580 nucleotides. RefSeq names its product RAD51 associated protein 1 (gene rad51ap1). Lineage: Eukaryota; Metazoa; Chordata; Actinopteri; Characiformes; Acestrorhamphidae. The record is from RefSeq and is a predicted model, not a curated record. Gene Ontology annotation, molecular function: double-stranded DNA binding; single-stranded DNA binding. The transcript is spliced from 9 exons. The coding region runs from base 578 to 1423 and encodes 281 amino acids. Gene Ontology annotation, biological process: double-strand break repair via homologous recombination; interstrand cross-link repair.
ACGGUCACAGUGUACAGUCUCAGCAGAUUCGAUUAUUUAUUGUGUACAAAACUACAUUAAACUACAUUACCGAGAAAGUAAAUGCAACGGAAAACGCGGUUGAAAAUGACUGGUGGGAAUCAUUGGGGAAACUCUAUAUUUUGAGGGGUGGAGACGGUGUUCGUGUAAACGCGGUGUUUGUGGAAUCUGUGUUUGGGGGAAACUGGGCUGAAUUUUCCCGGUUUGUUUUCAGGCGGGUUGCUGAUGUUUACAGCGCGGGCUGAACAGAGAACCUCAACAGCGAAUCUGCAGAGAGUCAGAGCCGCUUUAUUUAAUCACCAUGGACGUGUAGCACCGAGCACUGCGCUGCCGUUAACUAGCUCUAACUCCAGCCUAGUUAAAUACCCGGUUUAUAGAGGCAGGACUAGAGACCCGCUCCUCCCGAACUGAAGAUUUUCCUCUUCUGGCCUCCAGUUUGUUCCUCUGUGUAAAAUGAGUCGACCCUCGAGGUUCGUUAAUGUUCCUGUCCUUAUCGUUUAUAUCAGCGAUAGUUAUCUAAACUAACUGAUGUAGGAAGACUGUUAAUUAUUCAGACUUCAUGGAUGAUGAUGCAGAUGAAGAUUUUGCCACAGUGAGAGCUCCUCCAAGUAAAAAACAUCGAGCUUCUGUUAGAGAACUUCAUCAUGAGACGAACAUGGAAGCAAGUCAUCCUGUAAAAGAAACAGGUGGUGUAACUAGUGAAGAGAGCAGAAAGAGGGUGUCUGUGGAUGAAAAACUGUAUAAGAGAGAUUUGGAAGCGGCACUGAGUCUCUCCCUGCUCCAGAGUACAGAAACAGUGGAGCCACUUAAUCAUAUCCCAGUUGAAGAGGAUCGGCCUCCUGUGCUGACACACUGUGAUGUUGCAUCUUCAGUCUACCCUCCACAAGAUGUACCUCCCGUGCUUUCAAACUGUAGUGUGGAUGUCAGCCACCUAGAUCUGAAUGCUGUUCGUUCCUGCACUGAUUCAGAGAGUGACGCAGAUUUCAGUGAUCCUGAUGAAGAAAGCGAGGAUGAAGAGUACACAGUGAAGAAAAAAGUUGAAAAAAAGAAAUCAAGCAACAAGGAGAAAAAAACGAUGCCAAAUAUAGUUACAAAAAAGAGCACCCCAAAACUACCAAAAGGCAAACCUCAGUCUACAGUUAGAAAGAAAGUUCUCAGUCACAGUCCAGGUGUUGCCCAGUCUGUGCUGAAGAAGACUCCCAUCACUCCACCUACAUCUAAACCUGUACUCUGCUCCAGUCCUCCAUCAGCAGGCAGACUGCCAAAGUGGAAUCCUCCUGGUAUAGUAGGAAGAAGCCCCAACUCUCCAAGUGUCCAAGCGAAGUCUCCUGGACUGGGUCUACGGAUAGGACUGUCUCGUCUGGCCAGAAUCAAACCCCUGCACCCUAAUGCAGCUGCACAUUGAGUUGGUUUUGUGUAAAUACUUGCUGUGUAAUUUUAUGUAAAUAUAUUGCUGAUAUCUGUGUCUAAAUACAAAGAGUUGCUUAUAUUAAUGAUACAUUAAUUUAAGUUUUAACAUACAUCCUUUGAUUUUCUUUUAAAUAAACUUUUGCUCUACUACA